Molecule: messenger RNA, 599 nt
Organism: Anolis sagrei ordinatus
Lineage: Eukaryota; Metazoa; Chordata; Lepidosauria; Squamata; Anolidae
Source: RefSeq, a predicted model, not a curated record
UAUAUGGCAAUGUAGAAGGGUCCUGUGAGCCUUAUUUUAACCUUAUCCUACUUUGUUUUUGCAGCCGUCGAUUGUGGUAUGCCUCAUCAUCCUGAAAAUGGAGCAGUCGUUUACCUGACCGAAUCUGAGGAGACUCAUUACCAAGCCACUAUCCGCUACGUAUGCAGUGAGCCCUACUAUACACUAAACAGCAAUGCAAGCGGAAUCUAUCGGUGUUCAGCCAAUGGGAAAUGGGUAGAUGAAGAAGAGAAAACAGAGCUUCCGGUUUGCAUCCCAGUCUGUGGAGUUCCCCAUACACCCAUUGAAGAAACAGGGCGGAUUUUUGGAGGUGUAUUUGCUAAAUCAGGAAACUUCCCUUGGCAUGUCUAUUUUUACAGUCCACAAGGUGGAGGAGCUCUCAUUUCAGACCGCUGGAUAGUUACAGCAGCCCAAUUGCUGGAUGCAAACACAAACCCAACUAUCUAUGCUGGCCUGCUCUUAGCUGGCCCCAGUGCAUUGAGGGGAGCUAGCCCACUAGAUGUGGAUCAUGUGUUCAUCCCAACUGGACAACAGCAACAGAACCCCGGACUAACUUUGAUAAUGGCAUUGCUCUGCUGAGA